Messenger RNA from Anguilla anguilla (European eel), 1270 nucleotides. RefSeq names its product transmembrane protein 187 (gene tmem187). The transcript has a single exon. The record is from RefSeq and is a predicted model, not a curated record. Gene Ontology annotation, cellular component: transport vesicle. Bases 124 to 888 code for a protein of 254 amino acids. Lineage: Eukaryota; Metazoa; Chordata; Actinopteri; Anguilliformes; Anguillidae.
AACUGCUGGUGCAGCUGGUUGAACUUCUCUGCUUAAAUCUUCUGAUCGUCCAGUGAACUACCCCAUUUACAUUUUAUUACCCGGAAGAAUUUGCGUUGUUUCUGCACUGUAUAGAAGGCGACAAUGAAAAUAGCGCUGUUACACGUAACAAUCCCCCUCGUACUUUGCGUUUUAAUAGCUACCAGCGGGAUAUUCAGCUCUGUUCAAGUAGACUUGACCUAUGACCACUAUGCCGAGAGAACGGUGGAUUAUCUUCCUGCCUUCUUGGCAAUGCCAUUUAACUCCCUGGUCAACUUGGGAUACAUCGCAAUGGGAAUUUAUUGGCUACUUCAGCGUGCAGGAGAUCAAGAGGACAAGAACACUGCUUAUGUGAAAGACGUGUUCACUGUCAUGGCAAUAACAUACGCGCCGGUACAGUGGGUCCGGCUUGCAACCCUGAGUCGGCUGCCUGCUGUUUUGGACCAGUGGUUCACGCUACCCAUUUUCGCGUGGGUGCCAGUUUGGUGUCGGUUCAUUACGCACGGAUGGCAGCCGCGCCACGCGCUGGCUGUGGAGCUCUGCUCUAUGUUCAGCUACGCUUUGGCUCUGGUUCACGACCGCGGGUUCGAGGUGGCUCUCGGCUGUCACGUGGCCCUUGCGGUGACCGAAGGCGUCCGGGCUCAGCGGCGCUUUGGGGACCCUCUCUCCCGGCGGUACUUGGCCCUGGCGAUGCUAACCUGCUGUGGAUUCGUAGCCCUGAAGCUGCUAGACCACCCCCUGGCACAAUACCGGGUUUUUCAGCGCCUCACGGGACAUUUCUGGUCCAAAGUGUGCGACAUUUACCAGUUUCACUUCAGUUUCUGCUUCCUCACGCGCCUCACGAGACUGGCACAGCGGCGCGAAGAGUAGCCACAUCUCCGGUUUCAGAAAAAAAAAUCGCGUAUUGUGAAUAAUAUCAAUCCAACAAAGCAAUUGCUGUAUGAUGCAAAAUGUAUAUAUUUUUAACAUAAUGACACAAUGGAACAUAAAAUCAGAUGGCUGUUUAUUUUAACAGCUCAAGUAAACCUGGUCUGGCCCCUGCCACUGACUGUAAUGUCUUACAGCUGGUUAAAACGAUGUUUUACAAAAACGUAUCAAUUGUGUUUUUGUACUGAACAAAUUGUACGUAAUUUUUAGUAAACAUUUUGUUUAUGAAUGAAAAUGAAUUGCACUUUGAAAAUAUGAUUUGGUACAUAAAACAUUUGUUCAUAACAAAAGAGCAGUAAUGCAUAAUAAAAGUUAAAUUCGCUUC